This is a messenger RNA of Astrephomene gubernaculifera, 1040 nucleotides long. Lineage: Eukaryota; Viridiplantae; Chlorophyta; Chlorophyceae; Chlamydomonadales; Astrephomenaceae. The record is from the annotation of a GenBank genome assembly.
GCGGCAGUCUGGUGGUGGUUGGCGACCUGAUGCGCUCCCUGUCAUUGCUCAGCUACAGCGGCGAGCAGGGGCUGCUGGAGCUGCGGGCGGCGGACUACAACAGCGGCUGGACAACGGCGGUGGAGGCGCUGGAUGACGACACCUACAUUGCGGCUGACAACCACUGCAACAUGUACGUGGUACGGCGUAACGCCGACUCGGCAACGGACGAGGAACGAGCUAGGCUGGAGGUGGUUGGUGAGUUCCACUCGGGCAGCCUGAUCAACCGUUUCCGUUCCGGCUCACUCGUCAUGCGGUUGCCGGACAGCGAGCUGGCGAGCCAACUGCCACAACUGCCGCUGUUGGCGGCGGGUACGGACGGGCGGUUGGCGGUUGUUGCUCGGCUGCCGCCUGCACUGUACGACAAACUGAACCGGAUGCAGUCCGCCAUGCGGCAGGUGGUGCGGGGGGUGGGCGGGCUGAGUCACGAGCCCUGGCGGGCCUUCGCCAACGACCGCCGUACAACCGACAGCCGGGGCUUCGUGGAUGGAGACCUGAUUGAGACGUUUCUGGACCUGGGGCCCGAGGACGCGGCGCGGGUGGCGGCCCUCAUGUCGGGCGGCGGCGGUGGCGAGGGAGGGGCGGCGGGGGCCAGCAGCAGCAGCGGGGGUGGUGGUGGUGGUGGUGCGGGGGUGGUGAGUGUUGACGAGCUCACUCGACUCGUGGAGGAGCUGGCUCGAGCCCUACAUUGAGGCUGGCGGGGUUGACAGGAGCUAAAGAGGAGUUAACGAGCGGACGGGGCAGUUGGGGUGGCGUGCCGAAUGGGGGCAAGUGGGAAUAGGUAGGGCUAUGGGGACGGGAGCGUUGAGGGAGAUGUAGUUGUUUUUUGUGGAGGGACCGUGGAUAUGUGCCGGCUUCACUAGGUUGAUCGUUUGAUUUCUCCGGUAUAGCAGUAGGAGUCAGGCGGGGAGGCAUGAUGGAACUUCGGUGGAAAGGUUGGUUCGUUGGCUGUCCUUAAGGCUCCUACAAUGGAAUCAGCUUGUAAAAUACCGGUAUGUGAA